Arctia plantaginis is the source of this 1818-nucleotide messenger RNA. Lineage: Eukaryota; Metazoa; Arthropoda; Insecta; Lepidoptera; Erebidae. The record is from the annotation of a GenBank genome assembly.
AUGUCUAAUAAAGUUGACCAGAAAGCUUAUUUACAAAAAUACUUAAGCGGGUCGUCGGGAGACAAGAAGAAAAAAAAGAAAAAGGCUCCUAAGGGGAAAGGGUUUAAAAUUAUUGAUGAUGACAUUGACUUGUCAAAACUCCGGGCCCUUGAUGGUGACGAGUUAGAUAUAUUUGAUGAGGGUGAAGACGCUCCACAAGUAGCCGGUAUCAUUGAUGAAAGGCCCGAAGAGCUAAAGCAACUGGAGGCUUUAAAAACUAGCUCUAAGUGGAAAGUUGUUAGUCAGGAUGAUGGCUUCAAUAGUAAACUUCAAGUAGAAGAAAUUAAAAGAGACAUAAAAGAAACAGACAAAGAGAAUGAAUUAAUUUUUGGGAAAAUGUACAGUGACUCUGAAGAUGAGAAAAACAAUGAUUCAGACAUCUCUCCCCCUAGAAAGCAGACAAGUGAACACCAGAAAAGCUCAAAACCUUCAAGAAAGCAUGACAGUGACAGUGAUUUUAGUCCGCCCAGGAAACAAAAUGGAAACCAUCGUAAUAACAAUAACUCGGAUGUCUCUCCUCCACGACCUAAUAAAUCAAAUGAGAGAGUCAGAAAACCGAGUCGAUGGGGAAGCAAAGAGGAAGGGACCCAGCAAUCAAAAGAUUCACACAGAAGACAGUCGCAGAGUUCAGAUGUGUCACCUCCAAGAAAAUCAAAAAAAUAUGAUUCUGACCAGUCCCCACCAAGAUCAAAAAAAAAUAUGCACAGGAGAGGAUCACAGAGUUCAGAUGACUCACCUCCAAGGAAACCAAAAAAAUAUGAGUCUGACUUGUCGCCACAAAGAAAACAUAAGAAGAAACAUGAUUCUGACCAGCUUCCACCAAGAAAGUCCAGGCAAGACUAUGCACCUAAAUCACCUAUAAGAAAAUCUACAAAACACAGCACACAGGAAUCUUAUUCUCCUUCCAAAAGACGAAAGUAUUCUCCACAUGAACAAAAUUACAGUCGUAAAACCCAUAUUGAUAAUAAUUUUAGACAAGAACAUUCAAAGAAGCACAGAAAUUCCUAUGAUUCAGAUCCAUCACCACCUCGAAAAACGAGAAAUUCGCCAGAAAGAAACAAAAGAAAAUAUAAUAGUGACUCUGACCAAUCUCCUCCUAGAAGACUCAAGAAUAUUUCUGAGAGGGAUAGGAGUAUGAGAAAUAAUAACAGUCCCCCACCAACAAACAAGAAAAUGGCAAGAACACUUGAGGGCAAGAUGGCAGGCUUGCAAGAUGCAAAACAACUCAGACAGGAAAAUGAUGACUUCAGAAGGAGAGAAGACGAAGUGUUCAACAAGAUGUCUGAUGAGGUAUCAGGAAGGACUGCUAAGGCUGUGUCUAGAAAAGGCAAAAGAGAAACUUCGGAAGAAAGGCGGAAGCAGAAAGAGAAAUCUGAAAGACAGAAAGAGAUAGAUGAGAAAUACAAAAAAUGGAGCAGAGGUUUAAAACAAUUACAAGACCAAGAGGCUCGUGUCGAAGAGUUCAUGCAUGAAGCAUCCAAGCCUCUAGCUAGGCAUAAAGGUGACAAAGACCUGGAGAGCAACCUUAAACAAAUAGAAAGAGAAGGGGAUCCUAUGUUGAAGUAUAUCAGAGAAAAGAAACAGGAGAGGGGCGAGCUUGGACCAGAAAAACCUUCCUAUAAAGGGAGUUACCCACCAAAUCGCUUCAACAUUCGCCCUGGCUACCGAUGGGAUGGUGUUGAUCGCUCAAAUGGGUACGAAAAGAAAUUCUUUGAACAGCAAAGUAAGAGAAAAGCACAAGAAGAAGAAGCAUACAAGUGGAGUAUAGAAGAUUUGUAA